CCCGCCCGUCCCCCUGGUUGCUAGGGAGGGCUGAUGACGGCGCGAGCGGAAGUGCGCGGCGCGGCCAUGGCGGGAGGGAUGAAACCAGCCCCGGGGCGGCGGCGGCUCCUGGGGACCCUGGUGCUGCUGCUGCUGCUGCUGGCGGGGGACGCAGAGGCCAAGAAGCCGGUGAUCCAACUCGAAGAAGGGAACGUGCACCAUCUGGCGUUCCCGCAGCCGUUCUGCUACACCAACCCGGAGACCCCGAAAUGGCACGACAUCUGGACCCGGAUGCAGAUCCGAGUCGUCAGCAACAAGAUGAUCCGUGUCACCCAGGUGGAAAACGAGGAGAAGCUGAAAGAGCUGGAGGAAUUCAACAUGUGGAACUUCGUCUUCGCCUUCUUCAGAGAGAAGCUGAACGACACCUACAUCCCUGUGGAUCUCUACAGCCAGAAAACCUGCCUGAAAAUAGAGCUGCCGGAACCAAACACCACCUACAGCGUCGUCCUCCUCCGCUGGUUUGACCCCAAGCUCUGCCUGGUUUCCUUCCUGGGCCUGCUCCUGUUUUUCUCCGGGGAUUUACUGAGCAGGAGUCAGCUCUUCCACUACUCGGCUGGGAUAAGCAUCGGGGUGCUGGCCUCGCUGCUGAUCCUCAUCUACGUGAUGGCCAAGGUGAUGCCCAAGAAAAGUCCCAUCUACUUCGUCCUAGUGGGAGGCUGGUCCUUCUCCCUCUACCUCAUCCAGCUGGUCUUCAGAAACUUGCAAGAGAUCUGCAAAUCCUACUGGCAAUACCUGCUGGGCUACAUGCUGCUGGUGGGUUUUGCCAGCUUCGCCGUGUGCUACCGGUACGGCCCGCUGGAGAACGAACGCAACAUCAACCUGCUGACGUGGAGCCUGCAGCUCCUGGGCCUGCUGCUCAUGUACGUGGGGAUCCAAAUCCGGCCCAUCGCCCUGGCGCUGAUCGCCAUUGCCGUCUGCACCAAGAACCUGGAGUACCCCGUCCAGUGGCUCUGUGCCACUUACAGGAAGGUGCAGAAAGCCACAGCGAAGCCGAGCCCCCCUCGCCUGCUGACCGAAGAGGAGUACCGGCUCCAGGGGGAGGUGGAGACACGCAGGGCCCUGGAGGAGCUGCGCGGAUACUGCAGCAGCCCAGAGUUCUCCGCCUGGACUGUGGUUUCCCGCAUCCAGGCUCCGAAGAGGUUCGCCGACUUUGUGGGUGGCGCCUCCCACCUCACCCCGAACGAGGUCUCCGUCCACGAGCAGGAGUACGGCCUGGGGGGCUCCUUCGUGGAGGACCAGCUCUUUGAGGAAGACGAAGACGACUCCUUCGAAGGGGAGGGUCGCGCCGGCUUCUCCGUGUCCCAGAACCACCUGGGCUUCGAGUGAGGGAGCCGUGCGGCCGGAUUUGGCGGUGGAGCUGCGGCAGCGUCCUGCUGGCGUGGGGUACAAUCGCUGCUCUCAGAGCGCCCCCGUGAGCGCACGCGCGCGCGCGUGUGUGUAAAGCACUGUCUGUCCGUGCGAGUGCACCAGAGCCAGCCAGGCUGGCAGCGCCUCCUGCUGGACCCGGUGACAUGGGCAGCCAGGGGAUUGAACUCCACCCAUCUGACCUGGCAGCGCUUUGCCCUCUGGCUGGCACCAGACCUGGUCCCUCUCCCGGCUGCACGGCAUUUGUCCUCUUCCCGGCUUUCCGCAGCGGGGGAGACGCCGAAGGAUGUGUGGGGCGGGGAAGGGGUGUUCUGGGGGCACUUCCCGUCUGAGGAAUCCACACGGCGCUUCGCAGCCUGCCAGUGGAGCUUGUCUGAGCUGCCCCCAGCCUGACUUCAGUUGGACUGGGAACCCCCCCCCCCCCCCCCGGCUGUCCUGAACCCGGGCAGGGUCUCUGGGGGGCAGGAGGGUUCUGCACAGGCCUGUGUGGUACCUCCCAUAAAGCUGGGGGAAUUGGCCCGUCUCCUCCUGCUGGCAGCCACGGAGACAAUUUCAUUCUCCCGCUCCCCUGGGGCUCAGCGGCGCGGGAGGCGGGCGGCGCCCGGGUGAUGGCAGAAGAGCAGCUGCCACGCCCAGUGGCUGCAGGAGCGCUCGGCCCCCUGCCCGUAGCAGGGUGGCUUUCCUGGGGCGCAGGGGUCCCCCCUCGGGUGCUGAGCUGAGCCCAGCCCCUUCUCUCUGUGCAUCCUGCCCCCAGCAGGAAAAAUAACCCCCCUUUCCACUGGCCCCUGCCCCCACCUCCCCGUCCUGUGGCCACGGCUCCUGGACUGCUGCCCCCUGCUGGCUGUCAGAGCAGCCAGGCUCAGCCUGCUGAGAGCCGGGGCGGGAGCCGGGUUGCAGGCAGGCGUGGGGGCGGGUGGGGAGAGGGCUGCCCGGGACAGCAAUGUGAUCUCUUCCUCCUCCUGCUGGGAGCCGGGUUUGUUUGCACAAGAGGAGAACUUUGGACCUGCUGUGCUGACAGGUGCGUGCCGGGCAGCUGACUUCCUGUUCCCCUGCCAGCGCCCCCCCAUCAGUAAUGGGUUGGGGGGGGGCAGGAACGGCUUCCUAACACCAGAGAGACCGGAGGAGCACCUUUGAGCGGCUCCCUGUGGAGGUGGGAAAACCCUGGGCUUCAGGAUCUGUGGGUUUGAAUGGUUCCUGCUCACCUGCUUUGUUUGUGGUUCAUUUACUUACGUCCACAGCGCUCCACAGUCAGAGACGUUUUAACUGCUUCGUGCCCCCGUCUCUACCCCCUCAGCCCCUGUUCCAGGCCCCACCCUCUCAGCCUUCUCUGCCUAGGGCGUCCCGUGCUAAUGCGGUGCCCGGCGAGGGGUCCGUGUCCCCCACAGCCUCUGGUUCAGCUCCACGUCCCCUCUAACCUGGCAGCAAGCAGCCGGGUGGCCUGGGACGCUCCCCCCAGCCCUCCACCUGCCUGCGCUGCUUCCAUCCCCUGAGCAGGCACUGCCCUGCCAGCUGCGUUUCCUGCGUGCAGGGGGGAGCCUGAGCUCCGUGGGGGGCAGGAAGCCCAGGGGGGCUUGGCUGCCCUGGGAAAGGGCACGUCCCUGAACUCAGGCCUGAGGGGCUGGCUAUGGGGAUUAGCUCUCUCCGGAUCCGGCUGUGGGGGGCUGCACCCGAGCCCUCGGGUGGAUGGAACAGAGCUCUGACCCGAGGGGGCCGGGAGUUGGCCGUGUGCGGUAACGCUGGAGAUCCUGCCUAGCCCAUUCGGACACUCGCUUCCCGGUGCGGUUAAUGGGAGCGGUGGGGCUAAGGGUGGGAGUCUGAUGUUACCCAAGUGAUUUAGGCGCACAAAUCCCAUUCAUUCAAACGGGGCUCAUGCGCCUAAGUCCAUUGGGCACUGCUGAAAGUCUCCCCAGGAUUGCUGCUUUGAAACCCCUGGCCGCAGAGUUCUCUCGUUAUUUCCAAGAAGCUUCUCUCAGUAAACGUAGCGACGGGAGCUGCCAGCCCCGAGUGUCGUCGCUCGCAGUGAUGCGCUCGAGGGGCCGCUUGGGCCUGGGGGAGAGACCCGCUAAACCCGGGCUGCGCUAAAUGGUCAAACUAGUGAGGGGGGGGGGUCCAACCUGCCACCCCCAAAGGAGUCAGACUCCCAAAUCAGGCCCCUUUAAGUGGCCUCCAGCUGAACCCCGAAAGCCUGCAGGCUGCUUGUGCCUGAGCCGGUGCAGAAAGCGGCUGGGCAGAACUGCCCUGUCUCAGCUGAUGCGGGUUCACUGCGUGACAAUGGCCCCGUGUGGGGCUUGUGUGACUAUGCAAAGUGCCUGGUCGGGAGCCAGAGCGAACGUGGAAGGGCCCAGGCCGGUGUGGAACUGGGCGGGUACAGGAGCGCCGGGCAGAGGGCCCCAGGCCUCAGUUAACCCUGUGGCGCUGGCGGGAGGGGGCAAGGCCGGCCGGCUGGUCACCUGCCGUAGGUGGAGUAGGCCGCAGCUGGCCCGGAUGGCCCGUCCUGUCCACCACUUCUAGCUCUGAAAGGUGUGUGGGCCUGGCUGGCCUGGCGUGUGGGCCAGGCCUCAAGCACAAAUGUGGGGGGAUGCUCCUCAUUCUCUAUGCAACUAUCUGAGCAAUAACUGCCCUCGAGUGGCCUCUCUGCGGACACUGCUCCCUGCAGGGCCCGGAUCCUGCCUGCUCCCCAUGAAGCAAUGUCGGAGCAGCAGCUUUCGUUGGCGUGCCAGGCGCAGCUGCAAAAUAAUCAGACUCGAGGGGCAUCCGUGGUCUGCAGGAGAAGCCUGUGCACUGCGGUCGUCGGUCUUGGCAGCGCCUAUAAGCCGCGGAACUGCCGGAGGUUAUAGCCGCGGUGGGUAAUUCCCAGUUUAAUUUUAAAUAUUUCUUUUUGGUGCUGUGCCCGCUCCCUGUUGUUGCGGAAAGCCAGCUCUCAGUGUUAGCCCACGCAAGCGGCCCUGCCGCCGCCCAGAGUCUAUUUUUCUCGCUGUUGUUAAUGCAGGUUCAGAUUUUUAAUAAAGUUUGUUUUUUGUA
Molecule: messenger RNA, 4425 nt
Organism: Mauremys mutica (yellowpond turtle)
Lineage: Eukaryota; Metazoa; Chordata; Testudines; Geoemydidae
Gene: NEMP1
Product: nuclear envelope integral membrane protein 1
Exons: 9
Coding region: 34-1365 (443 amino acids)
Cellular component (GO): nuclear envelope
Source: RefSeq, a predicted model, not a curated record